This is a messenger RNA of Onthophagus taurus, 1152 nucleotides long. Lineage: Eukaryota; Metazoa; Arthropoda; Insecta; Coleoptera; Scarabaeidae. The record is from RefSeq and is a predicted model, not a curated record.
AUGAAUUUAGAAAUGGAGACUACACAUAAAGCUUUCAGCUUUAUUUUGAUAAUAGCACAAUGUUUUGCAACGUUUCCUGUGUCGGGAAUUUUGAAUAACAACGUUCAACGUUUAAAAUUAAAUUUUAGAGAUGUUCGGGUUUAUUAUUGUUUCUUCUAUUUAAUCUCCCUUUUGAUUAAUAUGGGGUUUUACGUUUUAAAAAUAGCUAAAGAAGUUAAAUUCGGUUAUUUUGUUACUCUUCUCUUUUAUUCAUGUUCGUUUGUAACGACAAUAAUUUUUUUGGUUAUCGCUAAAAAUUGGAAUAAAUUGAUGCAAUUUUGGACAAGAAUUGACGUAAAAAUGGAAUAUAGACGAUAUGGCUUUCCGAAAAAAUUAAAAAAGAAAAUUUGGCUUAUUACAAUCUUUGUGCUAUUUGGAGCUGUUUGUAAAUUAUUUUACGCAUCUUCAAACAUUCCAAGUAAUGGAUUAGAGGCUGUUAAUGAGUUUCUAAGAACUAUAAACCAACAUAUCUUUUAUUAUAUACCUUACGGUUUCUUAUUGGGGUUAUUUUUUGAGUUAAUAAGCGUUUUUAGUACAUUUACGUGGAAUUACAUGGAUUUAUUUAUUAUGGUGAUUAGUAUUAGUUUAUCAGAACGGUUUCAACAAGUUUCAACACGUAUCUUACAAAUAAUACAAUCAAAUAUAUCUGACAUUAACACGUGGAAAGAAAUUCGCGAGGACUACAACAAUCUAAGCGUUCUAUGUAAAAAGAUCGAUUUUUUUAUAGGGGAUUUAAUUCUAUUAUCAUUUGCGAACAAUGUUUUCGUUAUUCUUGUUCAACUUCUUAACACUUUAGAACCAAAAAGUAACAACGAUAUCAUCGGAAGGUUGUAUUUCAUUUGUUCCUUCGGAUUUUUAAUAAUCCGAACGAUUUUGGUGUGUAUGUUCGCUUCAAAAGUUUAUGACGAAAGUCAACGUUCCUUCGGCAAAUUGAAUUCUUUACCGAAUCAUUUUUAUAACGUCGAGAUCGAUCGUUUAUUAAUACAAAUCAACGUAGAUCCUUGUUGUUUAACGGGGCGAAGAUUGUUUAAUGUAAAAAAAUCUUUAAUUUUAAGUAUUGCAGGUGCUAUUGUGACGUAUGAGUUAAUUCUCAUUCAAUUCCAUGUAAACUGA